This is a messenger RNA of Rotaria sp. Silwood2, 1500 nucleotides long. Lineage: Eukaryota; Metazoa; Rotifera; Eurotatoria; Philodinida; Philodinidae. The record is from the annotation of a GenBank genome assembly.
AUGAGAUCCAUAGUUGGACUUUUCGGUUUCGUUAUCAUUGCCUUGUUGUUUAUUGGUAAAAGUGAAUCAACUCCGCUGGAUGAUUAUGUUCAUGCAGCUGAUCCACAUUUUGGCUGGACUGUAAUUCGAACUUAUGAACAACCUGAUUAUAUUUUAUAUAUUUUGAAUUUUACAUCACAAAAAUGGCUCGAUGAAACAUUCACGGAUCAUCCCAUUUGGUGGCACUAUUUGUGUAUUAGUGUUCCACAUAAAUUUACACGACCAAAUAGUGCUUUUAUGUUUAUUGAUGGUGGUCAUAAUAGUGAUUCAAUACCUAAACCACAAGAUAAUUUACUUUCUUUAACAUCAAUGUUUGCUAUUAGUGCUGGAAGCUUAGGGGUUUAUUUGGCAGAUAUACCUAAUGAACCAUUUCGUUUUCUAGCUGAUCCAUCAAAUAGAAGUCGUAGUGAAGAUGGCCUUAUUGCAUGGACAUGGAAAGCAUUUAUUGAAAAUCCAAAUAAUCCUUAUAUACUUCUUCGUAUGCCAAUGACUAAAGCAUCGGUUAGAGCUAUGGAUGCCGUUCAACAAUUUGCAGAUAAAUUAGGUGCUCCUGUACCAAAAAAAUUUGUUGUUGGUGGUGCUUCAAAACGUGGAUGGACAACUUGGACUACGGCGGCAGUCGAUAAUGAACGUGUUGUUGCAGCAAUACCGAUUGUUAUGGAUAUACUCAAUCUUCAAAAAAAUAUGCAUCAUCAUUAUCGAUCUUUAGCUGGUUGGACUUUUGCAUUUAAUGAUUAUUAUGAUUUAAAUAUUACUCAAGACGUUGAUAAUCCAAAUUUAAAUAAGAUGGGAGAUAUUAUUGAUCCGUAUAGUUAUUUUGACCGAUAUCGAAACGUGAAAUUAUUACAAAUACAAACAGGUGGUGAUGAAUUUUUUCUACCAGACAAUGAAGAUGCAUUUUGGAACGAUUUACAAGUAGCUACUGGUGGUUCAUUUUUAAGACGAAUACCAAAUGCUGAACAUUCAUGUGCUGGUCAUGAAAUUAGUCUCUUUUUUACAAUGCGAAGUUUCUAUUUAAGUGUCUAUGAUAAUCGACCAUUACCAUCAUUUAAAUGGACAAAGACAUCAAACAAUACACAUGGUUAUAUUCGUGCUGUUGUAGAUUUCAGUGUUGGUCCUCAACCAAUCAAUGUUCUUGGUUAUCAUGCUCGUACACUUAAUGAUAAACGACGUGAUUUUCGUCUUGUCAUUGCGGACCCAAAUCAUCCCGGCAAAGCUAUUGCAAAUCCUGUUAUUUGGUUAAAAAAUAAUGUUAUAAUUGAGGCACAAACUCCUACAACCAUUGUCUAUUCACUAACUAUUUCAAAUCCUUUGUAUGGUUGGGAAGCUUUCUUUAUUCAAGCAAACUUUCCUGGCCCAGAUGGUACAGCACUUGAACUUACAACUGAAACACAAAUUAUUCCGGAUACAUAUCCAACUAGUGAUUGUCAUGGAACUAGUUGUACUGGCACACUUGUUUGA